UACUUGAAUGAAUACAAUUCAAAUAGGAUUCAAAUAAGGCCAUUUUGGCGCGCGUCUAAACGUCAAAACGGUUGUCCUUGAGCAUAAAGAGGAUAGGCGAUAUACCAUUAUAAAUGGGUAUUUACAAUGUGUUUGCCGGUUUAUAAAGGGCAUUUCACAAUUCAGUUAUGUCCAAAAAGUGUCAAAAAGAAAUUGAAAAUGUGUCGAACGGCGUGGAUUGCCAUUUAAGUGAAAACAUUAACAAAAAUGAUCAAAAAUCAAUGCUAAGCUCUGUGAUAGGCACAUCAAAUGUCAAGCUGUGGAUGCACCUCAGGACGGCGUUUUCGUGCAACAGCAACGAGGAAUUCGUUAAAGCCCUUUUGGAUAUUGCUAAUGAACACUUGGAUAGAAAUAAGAUCAACAAAAGCGAAAAUACUGAAAAUCAUAUCAACGAAGAGAGUUCAAAAAGAUAUGCACGAUUAAGGAGGGACCAGAGGCUUAGAAAGGAUGCAAGAAAGAAUGUUCUUAAGGCUGACAAUUCCGAUGAAAACCGAGAGCAGAAAAGCGUUGUUCCAUUGGAAUCAGACUUGGAUGUAUCGAAUAACGCAGCAGAAGACCUGGCCAGCUCGGAAGCGGUUAAAAAUAGUUUAAUCUUAAACGACACGAAUAAAUUGUAUGUGCCUUUGAAUGAUAAGACAGGUAUUUCUGUUAAAGAGGAAUUACCGGAGGUGAGUUCGAAACCUGAACAGGUGCUCGAGAAAGUCAAGAAAGCGAAGAGCGAGAAGAAGGCUAAAAAGCAAGAGCACGAUAUAAGAAAAGCUCCGGAGUUGCUGCUGCAAACAUCCGAAGUGAAAGAACAGAAGGAGGAGAAGGUGCAAGAUGCGAAUCAGCGAUUAGCCAUAAAGAUAAAGUUAUGCGGUGGUUGCAACACUCGCCACUUGCAAGACCAAUGUCCACUGGGAAUUCCUAAAUAUGUGAUUGAAGAUUUACUUAAACACGAAGAAUGGUUAGAGCAGUUCAUCGAAUUGUACGGCAAGAACGCGUCAAUUGAGGAUGGAAAAACUGAACUAGAGAGUAGCACAAUUAAUAAGUUUUCGUUUGCUUAUCAGUCGCUUCCAAUGAACCUUUAUUUUGAGGAAACCAACACAGUUCACGGGUUGGGGGUGUUUGCUAAAAAUGAAAUUUAUGAUUUCACGCAGUUCGGACCUUUGCUUGGGAAAACGGUCAAGGAAGUUGACAUACCUGAGGAGUGCAAUAUGAGGGAUAUUUUCGAAAUAAACAACGGAGACAGUCCAACAUAUAUUAAUACCGAGAACGUCGAAGAGGCGAAUUGGAUGAGAUUCGUCCGACCAUCGCCUACGAGGGAAUUGAGGAAUGUUACUCUAAUCUCGAAAGAUGAUUCCCUGUAUUUAGUUACUGUGAAAAGAAUAACAGUCGGAGAAGAAUUGCUUUAUUGGCAGGACGAUGUGUCGUCUAGCAAUAAGAAGAAAAUGGAGAAAACAUCCUGCGGGGGUUGUAACAUGACUUUUCUUCAUCCUCUUUAUUAUAGAAUUCAUUGCUCAGUAUUUCAUGAUGUUCGUUACAGUUUAACUAUUCGCAAAUACCAUUGCAAAGUCUGUGGCGUUGCCGUUUUGGGCAAAGAGAACAUCAUGAAGCAUGCCAUUGAAUUGCACAACGGACAAGGUGCUUAUCAAUGUCAAUUUUGUAAGAAGUUUUUCCUACGGCUCAAUUAUCUAGAAAUGCACAGAACAUACGGUUGUUCGGCGAAUCCGCAUAGGUCGAGACCUCUUUGCGAUUUCUGUGGGAGGAAGUUCUGUCAGCCACAGAAGUUGAAAGUUCAUAUAAAACGAAUGCAUAGUGAUAUGUCAGAGGUUCUUAAAGAGUUUCAAUGUAAAAACUGUUUAAAACUGUUAGGAUCUAGGGCUGCGUUGCAAAGGCAUUUAAAGGAAGUGCACCAAAAACAAGUGGAGGGUGCUUGUGCGUGCAAUAAAUGUGGUAAAAUGUUCCAAAACAAAUCUAAUUUAAAAAUUCAUAUGCUUACGCACAGCGGGAUAAAACCAUUCAAAUGUGCUGAGGGUAAUUGUAUUGCAGCAUUCACUACUAAGCAAUGUUUACAAUUUCAUUAUAAGAAGGUGCACGGAUUCACGGAAGAAGUGAUGCCAAAGAUAGAACGAAGCGUUGAUUACACAUUUGAAGCGUACAGUGGAACGGAUGAUAUAGAAAUGAUGGACAAACAGAGCGAUGAUAAAAAUGAUAUGAACGACAGCGAUCAGGAAGACAACAAUUUAGAGCUGGAUGACAGGAAUAUUGAUGAACCUCCCGAUUUGCAUUCGCCUUUGCCGAUCCAAACGAAUGAUCACUCUUCUAAUUCAGAUGAAAGUCCACCAACGCUUGAAGCGUAUGCUCCGAGCAUGAAGAUAAUAAGCAAAGGUAGUAAAAAGUGGAUCAUAGAAGAACCGCUAGUGAGGAAUGAUAUUUAUCCAAUGGAAAGUAGAAAGGACGAAGUCAACUUGGACGUGGAAGAAGCUGAUGCUUAUGAUACAAGAAAGUUGAACACCAAUUUAAACACUUUCAGACAUGAAUCCAAUGCGAGUCUCUUGGUAGAAGCCGCAUUGGAUUCCGUUUGUAGUGAACCUAAUAUAGAUAUUGAUGUCAGUACAACGCCGAACUGCACGGACGCGCUGGUCAAUAACCUGUAUACAUUAUCACAUGGUGAUACAUUACCAGAAGUCACCUACAACCAUUCCGUGGAUGUUAACGAUUCUCGUGAUAUAAAUCUAAUAUCUCCUUCAGUUAAUGACCACAUCUCCGUUACAGAUGAUCUGAACGAUGAGUUACGCCACACCCAAACGAUUGGUAUAGAUUAUUCGAGUUUGCAAGAGGACUUCAGUCCACCCACUUCACCGAGCAGAAACAAUUUUGUGCGCAAUUACAUCAACGAGAAUUCACCAACAAACCCUAAUAACUACGAGAACCAAUCAAAGAAUAUUUCGCCUCAAGUAAGUCCACCCAGGUACGAUUUCGGUCAGACAGUGAACGCUGAAUCGGAUGAUAGUAGUGGCAUCGGCGCUCAAAAUCUAAGCUUGCACAACACGAAGGAUGGUAUCCAAUUGGAUUUAUCGAUUUAUAAGUCGCAUUACAAUUUCGAUACGAGUAGUUUUCUUCGUAAAAGUACGAGACUGAAGUUCGAUGAGAAUGAUAGAAAACAAUCGUAUAUUCUGGACGUUGAUAAAAGCUAUAACGAUGAUACCAAUAAAUUUAGUAUGAACGGAAAUAUUAGUACGAAUCAGGAUAAUUUGGAGAAUGAGUUGUCCGAUAAAGACUUUGAGAAUAUACAGGAUGUGAAGCACAAGGAUAACGAUUUAGAUCUAUCUAUACGCAGCACGUUGCCAGACAUUAGGAACAAAUUUGAGAUUGAUCUGGAUCUCAGGAAGAGCUACGAUAUAGACGCUGAGAUUAGGAGGAACACUUACGAAGGUUCUCUAGAUGAUUUUCGGAUGAAAAAUUAUGAUUUGGAUAAUUUAGAGCUGAGGAACAAUUUAGAGAGGAAUAAAACGUACGAAAGUAUAAUGGAGGAUUUCAGGACGGACAGGAACUUUGAGCCGCUCGUGCUGAAUCCUUCUGAGCUGCAAGGUUUGGAUAUGUCGGCGCGUAGUUAUCACAACUACUCGAAUUUGAAUAGAUAUCAUCAUUUGUAUCCGGAAGUUGAUAGACCCACGGUGGAUUUGAGGAUGAAUUACAGUCCUCCGCCGCCGACUUACUCUCAUGCAGAUAUCUUGAGGGUAGUGUCUUUGGAUUUAACACCACCCGGACGACACAGUGUAGACUUAAGCCUUCGGACGCAUCAAAUUGCGAAUUCGCGAUUGCUGAGUGAUCAUACGUUGCAAGCUGCGCCGCACCGUUUGUCUUUGGAUCAGAGCCGAUUGAUGAGUACCGAUUUGGGUGCACCCAGGCAUCUAGGUACGGAUUCCCGAUUGAUUUCAGAUAUGAGCAAUAGGAUCCUAUCAGAUCACACGACAAAUAGGAUAUUAUCUAACGAUCAACUCUCAACUAAUAGGUUGUUGGGUACGGAGCAACGACUAUUGACUGACGAUUCAAGGCUCAUAUCGGAUCAACCGAGGCUAUUGGAUCAGAGUAGAUUAUUGUCGGAUGGAAGGAUAUUGCCUGCUGCGCCCACUACUGGUAAUAUGUCUCCCGUCGCAUAUUCUGGGUAUCCUGUCUCGCCCACCCAUCCUUACCAUCCGACAGCUUUGCCACCUAGACCACAUGCUACAUCCCCAAGCAGCACGCCCUAUCAUCAUUAUCCUACAUACUAUUAAUAUAUGUACAUAUAUUUUUCUUUUCAAUAUCUAGUCAAUAUUUAUAAUUAC
This is a messenger RNA of Nicrophorus vespilloides, 4349 nucleotides long. RefSeq lists its product as uncharacterized. The record is from RefSeq and is a predicted model, not a curated record. The coding region runs from base 168 to 4298 and encodes 1376 amino acids. Gene Ontology annotation, cellular component: nucleus. Gene Ontology annotation, molecular function: protein binding. The transcript has 7 exons. Lineage: Eukaryota; Metazoa; Arthropoda; Insecta; Coleoptera; Silphidae.